Molecule: messenger RNA, 2053 nt
Organism: Jaculus jaculus (lesser Egyptian jerboa)
Lineage: Eukaryota; Metazoa; Chordata; Mammalia; Rodentia; Dipodidae
Gene: Msx2
Product: msh homeobox 2
Exons: 2
Coding region: 18-827 (269 amino acids)
Biological process (GO): embryonic morphogenesis; regulation of transcription by RNA polymerase II
Cellular component (GO): nucleus
Molecular function (GO): RNA polymerase II transcription regulatory region sequence-specific DNA binding; DNA-binding transcription factor activity, RNA polymerase II-specific
Source: RefSeq, a predicted model, not a curated record
GCCGGGACCGAGAAGUGAUGGCUUCUCCGUCCAAAGGUAAUGACUUGUUUUCAUCCGAUGAGGAGGGUCCAGCGGUGAUGGCCGGGCCGGGCCCCGGGCCUGGGGACGCCGAGGAGCGCAGAGUCAAGGUCUCCAGCCUGCCGUUCAGCGUGGAGGCGCUCAUGUCCGACAAGAAGCCAUCCAAGGAGGCGUCGCCGCUGCCGGCUGAAAGCGCCUCGGCGGCCGGAGCUACCCUCCGACCGCUGCUGCUGCCGCCGCCGCCGCCGGGACACGGCGUCCGGGAUGCGCACAGCCCCGGUCCCCUGGUCAAGCCCUUCGAGACGGCCUCCAUCAAGUCGGAGAACUCCGAAGACGGAGCUGCUGCGUGGAUGCAGGAACCCAGCAGAUACUCGCCGCCGCCGAGACACAUGAGCCCCACCACCUGCACCCUGAGGAAACACAAGACCAACCGGAAGCCGCGCACACCUUUCACCACAUCCCAGCUCCUGGCCCUGGAGCGCAAGUUCCGCCAGAAACAGUACCUGUCCAUUGCAGAGCGCGCGGAAUUCUCCAGCUCUCUGAACCUUACAGAGACCCAGGUCAAAAUCUGGUUCCAGAACCGAAGGGCCAAGGCGAAAAGACUGCAGGAGGCCGAACUGGAAAAGCUGAAAAUGGCUGCCAAACCUAUGCUACCCUCCGGCUUCAGUCUUCCUUUCCCUAUCAACUCACCCCUGCAAGCCGCCUCCAUAUACGGAGCAUCCUACCCUUUCCAUAGACCUGUGCUACCAAUCCCGCCUGUUGGACUCUAUGCCACGCCAGUAGGAUAUGGCAUGUACCAUCUAUCCUAAGAAAGACCAGAUGGACAGACUCCACAAUGGAUGUUUGCCUAAGAGGAUUCCCAGUCCCUCUCCAAGAAGGUGGUGCCAACCCAGUACUUCUCCAUGCAAACCUUGUAUGGACCAUCCUAAGCAGCCGGGUCCACAGGGCUAUUGCCAUAGUAUGAAUUUGUACUUUAGGUGAGAGGCACCAAGCCCUGUUGUGUUGGCCCCUUGUUCUCUCACAAAGAUCGGCUUUGAUAAUUUUUAUGUAUAAAUAUAUAUAAUAAAAUAUAAGACAUUUUUAUAUGCCAGAUGUAAAAAUUAAAAUUAUUUUGAAAGGCAAAAUUUAUAGACAUUUAUACAUUUCCUAUAUCACUUUCUUAAGAUACUGCAUAAGUCUACUUGUUCUAUUUUCUUAAAGGGAGAGACACAAUACUUGCAAAAAUGUGCUGAAAUGUGAUUGUUUAGAUAGGAUGGUUGAUUUUUGCUUAUGGAAAACAUACCGGAAUUAGAAACAGUGCACACAGGAAGUGGAUAUGAAGAGAUUCUUCCAAGUGAAGGAGAUGUAUGACAUGCUUGUGUUUUAUGUGCAUAGGAAAAGUUUCUUUUGAUACCACAGUUUGGUACUAUUUUUUUUCUUCCCUCCACAGAAAGCUUUUGCUUUUGAAAGAUCAAUAAGAGGAUAAAAAUAACCCUGAGAAUACUUCAGGGACAGGUAGAAAAUAGGGAAAAUUUCCAAUUUCUGUCUAGGCUCUUGUGCUUGGCACCAUGUUGGGUCAUUGGAGAGUAAAAGGAAAAAAGGUGAUUCUAUGAAGUGCUAGGUCCAUCUGCCCUCACACAUUACACAGAUAAUGGGGAGGGGCACAAUCAUUUUCUGUUUUAAAGAUGAAUCUCUUGUAACCAUUACCUAUUUUAAAUAUUUUUUCAACAGUUGAUAGAAUCAGGAAGGAAAGUCAUGUUUUCUCUUUAUGUACUUAUGGCAUGUGUUAAACUUAUUAGGAAAAUUUAUAUACUCUUUAACAUGCUGGGGACAGAGUGUUAAUAAGCCAUGUCUUGACUUCUAAAAAUGGUGUUGUCAAACAGCCCAUUUAGCUCCCUGGUAUGUUGUUACAUUCUCAUCUGUUGCUUCUCUUCUUCCUUCACUAUAUUUCUAUCCCUUUCAAAGGGUGCCUUGUACAAUUUUAUAUAUUUUAUUGAAGAGUUAUUUCUUAUCUCUUAUUCUGGAUUAAAUUAAACGUUUACUUUAUUGCAGUAAA